Molecule: messenger RNA, 9821 nt
Organism: Gasterosteus aculeatus aculeatus (three-spined stickleback)
Lineage: Eukaryota; Metazoa; Chordata; Actinopteri; Perciformes; Gasterosteidae
Gene: setbp1
Product: SET binding protein 1
Biological process (GO): regulation of DNA-templated transcription
Cellular component (GO): nucleoplasm
Molecular function (GO): histone H3K4 methyltransferase activity; DNA binding
Source: RefSeq, a predicted model, not a curated record
GCGAUGUCGCUCCUCCUCUCCUCUCCUCUCCUCUCCUUUCCUCUCUCCUCUGCUGUGCCUCUGCCACUGAGCGAUCAGUCUGCUGGGUGAGAUCACUACCAGACACCACGCUCCGGGACCUGGCACUCACCGAUCGGAAAAGAAGGAACGAGAGAGCGAGCGAGAGAGAGAGAGAGAGAGAGAGCGAGAGAGAACCCGGAUCCGAUGCAACCGGCGAGGGUAAAACGACCCAAACCACCGCCUCGUGCCUCGGCCCCUCCAGUGUCCCGUGCUGGCGGAUGAAAGCGCGGUCCGGCCGCUGACGUUUUUUUUCCCGCUGGAUUUGGGCUUGUAGUCGGAUGCGGGCUUGUUUUGACUGCAGUAAGAGUCCUGCUUACUCCCCCCUCCCUCCCCUCCUACCAAGCGAGUAGCAGAUUCUGCCAGGGACCUCGGCGCGGUGCAGCUCCCCCCCGAGUGAGUCGCGAUCCUGCAGAAAGCGCCGGGAGACGCGCUGCGCACCGCCGCGUCCCGACCGCACGCGCCCGUCCGUCCGCGCGCCCCGCUCCGAACACCUUUUUUUUCUCCCGCGAGGGAACUGGACACAAGCGCCAAGAUUCCGAUUGGAUCUCCCCCCUUCUCCUCCUGCGUGUCGACCUUUCUCCUGUCAUCAGAUCGGCUGCAAAAUCCUAUUUUUGACCCCCCCCCCUCCUCCCCGUUCCUAAGCGCCGUUGACGCCAUUUUCCUCGGGGUUUUCUGUCAGAAAAUAUUUACCUACAUUUCAUUCCGGGCGCCGGUUGACAGCUCCCCGGGAGGCUGUCAUCCCAUCCGUCGCGUGUGUAAAAUGCGUCUCAGUGGAUUGUAAAUGAUCUUGAUCAAUUAUUUACGCGUAAGAGCCGAGUGCGUGACAACAACACUAGAAAUGGACUGUCCCUGGCUUCGUUGUGUUCCGGUGGGACACCCAACCAGACCCCAGUAGCUGACUCACAACAAGCAACCCGCCCAACCGACUGCUGUCCUCUGUCUUCCCAUCGGCUAGCUGCCACAGCUUCCCCAAUCCUGACUGGCACUGGCAGAAGCGUGGAUGGAGCCACGGGAUCUGGUUGGCUUGGCCCGACCCAAAGAGGCGGAGUUACAGGGCGGCAGGGUGGGGCCGAAUGAAGGGGCGCAGGAAGGAGCAGUGGCCAUCGGUUUGGCGCGCAGCGAUGACGUGAUUAACGGUGCCACAAGCGAAGGGGAGGGCCCGGAAGAACAGGGGGAGGGGCUUCUGGAGGAACAGGAGUUCUCUAUCAAGGAAGCAAGUUUCCAGGAAGGAAGUCUAAAGCUGAAGAUUCAGACCACCAAGCGCACCAAGAAGCCCCCCAAGAACCUUGAGAACUACAUUUGUCCACCUGAAAUCAGGAUGACCAUCAGACCUCCAGUCGGAGAGGGCAAAGGGGGGCGGCCGGGACGAACAGGAGGCGGAGCAGGGCGGGGCCAGAAAGACGAUGAAAAAGGACCCCCCCGAAAAAGGACGUACGAGCGGCAGUUCAGAAUGCCGGAGCAAAGAGAGGGAGACCUGCUGCAACUACUGGGAGAUCACACUCUGCCCAAGCACCAGCUCCGCAGUUCCCUCACUCCCACGCACACACAGCAAACACAUCACGUUCAACAGUUCGCUCAUGCACAUCAACACCAAAUUAAUCCCGACUGGAUCACGUCUCCGGCACCUUCUGCGUCCCCGGCAAAUCCGGCAGAUCCAGAGCCGGCCAGAGAACUGGCGGCAGCCAACAGGAGCACUCCAGUCGAUCCAGACCAACCUUUCUCACGAGCAGCUACACGAAGCCCCUCACCCCAGAGAUCCCUGACUCCAGACCUGCCAGUGGUUACAGAUGCCAGUAUUCUCAACCUGACGUCGCUCAGCAAGGGAAGGGGCUUGCAAGAGGUCAGUGAGCAGCUCUUUGGGAACAUCAAGAGGAAGUACGGAAGGAAAGACUCUCAGAGGAUGCUCUGUAAUCCCCACGGUGCUGAUACACCUUGGAUAAGACAGCCAGAGAAUAGAUUGGAGAGCCCGACUAAUUCCGAGGAGAGGCAUAAGUACAGGCAAGAUGAGACAGCUGAGCGGUUCCACGAAGACAGAGAGGAAGUAGAAAAGAGGGAACGAGAACGAGCCGUUCCUGGGAGGAGAGGAGAUGAAGAAGACAGAGGGACGCCAAUGCUGACAGACGAAGGGAAGGGAAGAAAGAGGCGGAGGAGGCCUUCUUUCGACGAGUCGUUUUCUGCAGAGGAGCAAUUACAGCAACGGCAGGACGCACAGAAGCACCAGCUGGGCGCCCCGGAGCCCAAAGUAGCACAUAAGAUGGAGACCCACAAAAACGACUGUCAACUCACAGGUCCCGCCGAUGUCAUAAGAGACCGGGUGGAAAAAGCAGAGAGAACGGAUAAACUCGAUAGGAGAGAAAAGGGAGAGAGGGUGGACAGGGCAGAGAGAGGGGAAGUAGUUAUGAGCGGGUCUGACCUAGAGACCGCUUUGAGUGCGAAUAGAAUGAAAAAGAACCCCGUGGGUCGUCCUAAGCUCAGCACGGACACCCUGAAACACCGAGAGCUGGCUUAUAAUCACACCACCAAAGCCACUCUCAACACAAAUCCCAGACACCCAAGCCCAAACCUAAGCCCCCGGGGCAGCAUCAGUCCAAGCCCGAGGGCUAACAUCGCCGCCAGUCUCAGCCCCAAACCCAGGACGGCCUUGAGUCCGAGCCCCAGCCACAGCACCGGCUCCGCCGCCUGCUCCAGAACAACCAAGGCCAAGGACAGAUGGUCCUAUCUGAAAGCUAAGAGCCACUCCUGCCUCGCAUCACCCCAGAGGGACCACCGGGGGAGCCCCUUGACCUUAGCUGACCCACCUUCGGCCUUCCCCAUCACCCCCUCCAGCCCCCUCUACACCAACACUGACAGCCUGACCGUCCACGCGCCCAUCAAGAGGAAACGAGGACGACCCAAGAAACAGCCGCUGCUAACGGUGGAGACCAUCCACGAGGGUACGUCCACCUCACCCCCAAGCCCACUGGCCCAGGAAACCUUUGCAGGGCUCAACCGCCGGAGGAAGACACACACGCUAAACACAUUAGUGCAAAUGGCCUCCACGACCACCAGCGCCAAUUCGAAUAUUCUGAAACUAAAGCGUGGCAGGGGCCCGUCCAGGCCAGUGAAUAAGAUGAAGCUCGGUAAAAUGCAAAGCAUCCUGAAUGAGAUCCUUUCAGGGUCCAGUCAGAACGGCUCCCUUGCCCUGAAGUCGUCUUCCGGCCCCGUGUCCUCGGCUAUGAGUGCCAUGGCGUCCACUAUAGAGGCUCGGCUGGGAAAACAGAUAAAUGUCAGCAAGAGAGGAACCAUCUACAUUGGAAAGAAGAGAGGGCGGAAACCCAGAGCAGAAACCCAAGGCUCCAACCCUCCCAAAACCACUAGGGACACGCUCUCCCUGCCCGUCUCCACAUCGAGUCUCUACGAGAGCAGCGUGGUGCCUUCGGCCACGUUGUCUCCCAGCUCCAGCGGUCCGUCCUUGAGAACCAGCCACUCUGAUGCCACUAUGCCCAGUUUGCAGCCCAUCUCAGCCCUGCCCUCCAAGCCGCCGGGCAGAAGCUUCCUCUCUGGCGGUUGGAAACUGUCGCCUCCACGACUUCUGGCUAAUUCUCCGUCCCACCUGUCAGAGGGGGCAUCGGUGAAGGAGGUGACCCUGUCCCCCAUCAGCGAGUCCCACAGCGAGGAGACCAUUCCGAGUGACAGUGGGAUUGGGACAGACAACAACAGCACCUCAGAUCAAACGGAGAAGGCCUCCGCCUCUCGACGCAGGUACUCAUUUGAUCUGUGUGGGUUUGAGGCUGCGGAGGCGGCGGCCCUGGAGGCCUCCAACCGAGGCGGCAGAGCGCGCUGUGAACGGCAAGUAACUGCUGUUGACAACUUCCUGUCACAACAAGAAAAGAAGCAAAAACAUCAUCGACGGAAGAGGAAGUGCCUGCAGAGCCGGGAUCAUCUUCACUUUCUCUCUGAACUGGAGGAGGUUGUCUUGAAGCUCCAGCAGUUACGAGUGUCUCACAGGCGAUACACCUGCCUUCUCUAGCCAUAUCGCUCCAUUUUCUGCCUCAACUUCCAUCAUUACUAUCUCUUCUACGACUCGUAUUCCUGUGACUCCAGCUCGUACUUCCGCAGAGCGCCGAUCUGAAGGCCAAAGAGGAGGACGCGGCCCGCCCGGCCCAAAGCCAAGCGAAGCCAAUCCACAUCCCAAACUGCUUUCGUUUCAGGGAUUAGUGUUUAUCCACUGGCCGGGGGAAAUUAUUAUGCAGCACCGUAUCCGAUUCCUUACGCGCCCCUUUGAGUCUGGGCUACUUUCCCCCCCGCUCCCCCAUUCUACCUGCCCCACCACUCGAGGGGACCUGCGCCUCCUUCUCCCUUCAUGAGGCCCGCCGUCCCCCCUCCGAAGGCUUUCCACUCCAGUGGACACUCACAGCUCCAAGCAGGGGCCAAGCUUCGCAGCACCAGCGGCCCGCUGCAGGGGCCCUCUGUGAGGGGAGAGGGCGCACUGGGCAGCGUCAGUGCAGGUGGUCUCGCUGGGGUUCGCCUCCAUAAGAGGAAGCACAAGCACAAACACAAGCACAAGGACGAACCCCUCUUUUCACUGCGCGAUCGGCAAGAGUUGGGAGGACUCUUCAGCGGAGCGAAGACCGGUUCACGCCUCGGGGUGCCGAGCGACAGGAGGGACGCGGCCGGUCAGGGCCCCUCAAAGCACCUGGAGAAGCAGAGCGGCAGCGGUAGAGGUUCCAGCCUGGGAUCCAGCUUGUUUGAGUCGGAGCUCGCCGACAGCCAGUUCCACUCCCGUCAGAGCCGUCAGCCAAUGAACAGCUUCAUGAGCAGCUACAGUAGCCAAGCCCAGCGGCCGGAGUCGGCUUCUGACCUCUUCCUGGGGUCACGGGAGGAGGAGUGUGGCGGGCGGAGCAGGAAGACGAGGCUCGCAGUGUUUGGAGAGCAGGGCUUAAUGUCGUUCCAAACGGCGCGGCAGGAGCCAGGAAGGAUGAACAACUUCGGCAGCCCCUCCCACGAUGAUGUUCCCAGUAAGCGGAGGUACAAGCGGCACGAGGUGGAACAGAUCCACAAGGACGUGAGGAGGAUGCAUUCUUUGAACUUUGAGCAUGUGCAGAAGAUCCUCCGUGCCAAGCGCCUGCAGCGACAAGCCAAAACAGGAAACAAUGUCGUUAAAAGACGGCCCGGGCGCCCCCGAAAAAAGCCUAUCGAAGAAUCCCAGCCGACUAAUAGGAGUGUGGAUAUUCGGCCUGAUUGUCGGGGUUUGGACGUGUCGGCCGGUAGGAGAGGUGAUGGGAGGACUCCGGGGAUGCCCGUCCUGCAGAGGUGUGAUGACCCGUCAGGCAGGCAGAGCCUCAGGUCAAGCCUGACCCCCGAGCCGCUGGAGUUCUCAAAUCACGAUUCCAUCUCGGCAACGAUUGAGACUGUGGUGCACCAAGCGCGAUCUGUGCCUCCACUGGCCUCCACGGGGGGCAAACGCAGAGGCAGGGGCCACAGCAGGGACGAGUUAUGGGCUCCCUCCGGUCAAUAAACCGGGCAGGAGAGAGCCACCCUGUAACCCGUAACAGAGAGCCGUUGUUGCAGUCGGUCCCGUUUCAGAUGCAGUGCUCCUUUCAUUCUGGGACUCCGUGGUGCACUUUGACUUUCUCCUGUUUGUGAGGACUGCAGAGGGUCACAGGAGGAGGAGACACUUACGGUACCAUCCCUCUGCUUGCUAAGCCCAACAAGAGAUGAGGCUUUCAAGGAUUCAUUGGACCUUCCUUUGCAAUGGCACUAUAUGGUACUGUUUGAUACUAAACCUGAUGCUAUAAAAGUGUGUGGUACUUAUGAUAGUGUAGGAUAUUAUGUGAUUCUUUAUGUAUCUGAUACAGUGAUGUUUAUGGUACUUUAUGAUACUGUAUCUGAAUGUGGCUUUCGCCAUAUAUUUACCAGCAAGGGGAGGGAGAGUGGUUAAUAUUAAACCGUGCAGCUCUGCUUAUUUUUGCCUUUCUGUGGACGCUUUUCAAAGACGCGGGAUAAGACAGCAGUAAUUAACCCAGCGUACCCCAUUACUUAUCCCUGUUUAUUGCUCACACCCUUGUCUGUACCUUCCUGGUUUGUCUCUGAGGAGUCACUGAUAUUCGCUGGCACGCUCCCCGCCCAUCACUGUCCUCAAUUCUUUUAGCUCUCCCUGGGUGCCUGCCGUUAAACUUCAUCUCCCUUUAUCCUCUCAUCUGGUCCCAAAUCAUGAUUUUCAUUUCCCAUCGCUUCUCCUCCCCCGACCCACUCCUGUGUCUCACCGAUCACAUUCCUGCUCCGGCCUGCCCUGAAUAGUGACGUAGAGGCAAUAUGGUGGAUGAGACUGUCCCAGACUGUACAUAGAAAGAAAGAAAGUCCACUGUUGCCUGCCUUGUACAAUGAGAAACCAGCGCAUAGACAUGUAUACAUGACAUACAGUAUAUCAAAUAGAAUUGUUGUACCAUAGACAAUGAGAGUUGUGUGUAUUAUUUUAUAACCAAAAACAGACAUGGGUGAGACUCAAGACAAGUUUGUUUUCAGACAGAAGGAACCACAUGUAUUCAUUCAUUCACUCGAUUAUGUGUUUAUAUCCAGGGGGGCAUCGCAUACAGGAAAAAUAUCAGGUGUGUUGUUGGUAAACCUUAAAAUUGGUUUAUUGCACUAUGAGAACAUAUACACUCGCAUCAAUCAAAUGCAGCACUUACAUGCUUGUUCUAGCCUUAUGUUUUGGCCUUCAAUGGUGUGGAUAUCCAUUCCAGAGAGCACGCAUUGUUUUAAUCAAUUUUUAUAUGCAGGCUGCGCAGCCAAAAGCGUCAAACCGAAGCCUGAAUUGUCUGAAUUGUGAUCCGAUAGUUCAACCCGAAGAGGGCUCAUAGUCAGUGUUUCGAAAAGCGAAUCCCAGUCUUUCUACCUGAUUUGAUUGAACGUCAUUUCAAUACAUCUCCUUGGAAAUUUUUGAAAGUAAAUCCAGUGUUUAGAUUUAGAAACCAAAGUUACAGUAUUCAUAGUGAGGAUGUAUUAUUUAAAAGAAUCUGAAUUCUCUGAGUUUGACAAACUCUCCACCACGUUGGCACCAAUGUAAAGUGAACUCUAGAAUGUAGCCAUCUUGAAUCUUUGUGUCAAUAUGUCAAGCCUUUGCUAAACUCUAUCUACAGUAUCUGUGGCUUUAGGUAGUGGUUGGUAUUUUCUCAAAUAAGUAUUUCAAAAUAUAAGCAAUGGAUCAGUGUUUCUUGAUAGUUUUGUUUCAAAGAGAUCUGGUUUUCUUUGGAUUGGGUGGGAUUCUCAGUUGCAGCAGUUCAACUUGUGCCUUAUGUUUCUUUCUCUCACCAGUUACAUUCGACCGUAGUAAUAUCAAGUGGCAACGAGUGCCCCACGAAAUCGGCCCAAAACAUCCACGAUUGUGCAUAUUGACGUGUCUUAGUCAUCAGAACCUUGACACUGCGUGUGUCCAUUCCAGGCUUCAGCAUCCUCUGUCACCAGCUUCCUCCUAGUAAUGUGAGUGAAUAUGAGAAGGGUGGGAUGGAUCUAUACAAUAUGAUAUUACUGUAUUAAAUACACACCUAGUGCUGGCCUACUUUCAGAAAGGUCCCCUAUAUCUAUCCAGAAAUAUUAAUUGUACUAAAUCUCCCAGAUACAUUUUAGGAUCAUUUACUCUGCUCUGUAUGUAACCUGUUUUUUGAAACCAUAAAACUGGUUAUGCACUUGGCAAAGGAGGAAGAGGGGAGGUUGUCAUGGAGACCGCGUUCUCCAACAUUGUUGCUCGCUAUGCAUCAGGCCAUGCCUGGCAAUGACCUUAAAAGGGAUAUCUGUUCUGGGCCCGCCCUUCAUCAAAGAGAAAUAAGUGGUCUUAUUUACUGAAUAAAAUUAAUUCAUAUAACAAGAAUUAUGAAUAAUACCAGUAAUAAUUUGUAAUACGUUGUUGCAGAAAGUGACUAUCAUUUCAUGAAAACUAUAGUUACUGCAGCUCUAUGCAGUACAGCCUUAACCAGAUGUAAAACUAUAGUAUCGAAAGUAUUUGUUGUAAAUAGUGUUAGUAGGUCCAUCCUGCAUGGAUACCGGUUGGGCUCAACUAUGCUGGGACCGUCUCCUAAAACCACAAUCGACACUCUCUCUCUGUAUCAAGACUGCUCAAGACACAAGAAGAAGAAAGAAAUGGUUACCUGAUGUUCCUAUUUGACAAAUUCUGCUGUACAUCGAUAGUCAUCGUUUCAGUCCGUUAAAUUACACAGAAUGCUAAAAAAGAAAUAGAUCACCUUAUCACACCUUCAAAUGUCCUAAGAGGAUGAAAGCCUCACUGUGGUGCACUCUACCAAAAAUAGGAACCCCCCACUGAAAUGCAACUAUUUUGCCUGCAGCCAGUUGGGUGAGUGGAGUAGCAUGAAGAGUACAAGCAUGAAGGCUGCGUGUGGGGAGAGUUGUCAGAGAAAAUAGUCAAAAAUACACUCGUCGUAAAGUCAGUGUGCUUAACCUCGCUCUGCUCGAUGACUUCUGGUGGGUCUGCAGUCUGUUGUGGUGAAGAUGAGGUGUGGAUGUGUGGUCCGCGAGGUGUAGAGACUACGCGCUAGGCAGCUUACUCCUUUCUGUGGUCAGUCCGCGGUUUCUCAUGUAAGAGCUAAAGACCCCAGGUGUUGUCUGUCCUGUCUGUAUCUUCUACCAGCCAAUGCUCCGGUGCCUUCUAACACUGACAAGUAUUGUCCUAAUCCAGAGCUUUCACUCUACACGGAGAGCGAGGGGGGUGCGUGGCUGUGAAAAGGGUUCAAGCUCACUGUUGUUAAGGACUCAGCAGCCAGGACCAGUCGGAUCUGGACCCGUGGCGGCAGAAGGCCUCUAAGCCGUGAUGUGAGGAUCUUUUACCGUGUUUUGUUUUGGUCCCAGCAUCAAGGGCAGCGCGGCAGCGCUUGACCUUAAAUCAGUGGGUGCGGUUGUAUUUACCGAAGCCCACAGUCAGCAGUUCACAUCAACAACUAGAAUGUGAUAUAUUGGCACCUAAAUUUUGAUCACUCCCUAUUCCCUUUGUAGCACGCUGUGCUGAGUGUCCUACACGUGGAGUGAGGGGUCACGUGAGGCAGAAGCUCAUAAAUGUACAUGUAGUCAUCCACACAGCAUACGUUACAGUUCAAAGCUACAGUUUUGUUUAAAGCUGAAAAGAAAACCAAUAAAUGUACUUCUUUAGAGCACAACAUGAACUCUUCUAACUGUUUGGGCAUAUUUUAGUUUGUAAACAUAGUGUAUUUGAACCUUUUUCUAGAGUGGGUUUCUUUUAUUUGCAUGCUCAACCUGAUUGUAUGCAUAAAUAUUUUAGACAAGCCGAAAGUUGAAUUUCAAUUGAAUUUGGAGCAAGUCUUGUACAUUGUUUGAUAUGUUUCUUUUGUAAUGGAUUUUUUAAUUCAUGAAGCAAUUUUGUACAUUGUAUGAAUAUUAAAAACUGCAAAUAUUUGACAUAUAGAGUAAAUACUAGAUGCGCAUGUAUAUGCAUAUAUCCUUCACAGUAUGUAUGUGUAAAUGUACACAUAUAUUUUGUAUUUGCAUUUGCUGGCAUACAGAUAUAUGUCUUAAGCACAUAUAUACAUGCAAUAUAUGUGUAUAUCCAUGUCCGCUGGCAUGCUUUUGGUCAUGUUUAUCUUCCAUGAUCUUGUAGGUUCAUUUUUUGUUUUGUUUUUAUUUCUCUUUCCGCAGAAAGAAAAGCUCAUUCUUUUGCUACCCUUCUAUUGGCAGGCAGCGUUGAGCACUUAUUAAGAAGAACUACAGUUGUUCAUGUUAUCCAUUGUGUGAAAUAAUAAAUGACUUUAUUGACAGCU